CUAUUACAGAAACGGACCAUUGUUAAACUUACAUAUAUGAAGGUUCGGUAUGGAAGCCUUUUUGUACUUAAUCCCUUUCGUAAGUUCCGUGUUCAGCAUGAUGACAGAAAAUGAUAUGCCAGCAAUACUGUGUAAAUGUUUUAAUGAAAAGGCGGGUUCCAUAACCACAAUUCCAGGCGAACUCAUUUUAUACACCUGUGUUAAUAAGUAUCUUGCAGAAACCUGGUUGGAAAGAUAUCAUCCACCAAGACUGACUGACCCUGACACAAUCAACUGGUUACAAUCACUUGGUCGAAAGGUCAGAGGACAAGAAUACAACAUUCGAACUAAAAGACAAGCUGUCAGAAGAAUAAGACGCGAAAUCAGAACACUUACAGAUGCACAAAGGAACAGAUUUAUUCAAGCUGUUCAACAAUUAAAAGCUAGAAGCAUCGGAACAACCAACAGAUAUGAUGCUAUAGCUAGUGCACAUGACGGGUUAGCCCUUGGAUCGGCACAUAUGGGACCAAACUUUCCCUCAUGGCAUCGGGAAUACCUCAAACUAUUUGAAGCUGCUCUACAGGAAAUCGAUAACCGAGUUACUUUGCCAUUCUUUGAUAGUAGAUUAGAUUAUAACUUGGAUGACCCAAAGGAAUCAAUUUUUUGGGGCGAUAAUUUCAUGGGCGAUCACAGUGGUGUGGUAACAAAUGGACCAUUUAGACUUUGGCGUCAGCGUAAUGGUGCAUUCUUAGAAAGAAAUGGUGGAGCAUCUGGUUCAAUGAUUUCACCAAUGGGGAUAAGAAAUGUGCUAUCCAGAAGAAGAAAUAUCGAUAUAUUGAAACCUUGGGCAAAUGACAGAUUUGAUCUUGAAAACUACCACGAUGCUGUACACGUUUGGGUUGGUGGUACAAUGCGUGGAUUAAAUACAGCUCCAUCAGACCCAGUAUUCUUUCUGCAUCACUGCUUUAUAGACUAUGUUUGGGAGCAGUUCCGACAAAGACAAACUGUAGAUUCUGAGAGUGACUAUCCAUUUGAUCAGAGUGCUCCGCCAUCUCACGCACCAAACCGAAUCAUGGAUAACCUAGAAAGUGGAAAGAAGAAUAUUGACGGGUAUAGUAAUGAUUACACAGAUCAAUAUUACAGAUAUGCAAAUAGUCCAAGAACAUGUCGUCAAUGUAGAAACCGCUUCCCCUAUCUUAAAUGUGGAGACUUAGUCAGAGGACUCUGUUCUGCUACAAACAGACCACAGAUAAGGCUAGCGAGUCAAGCGAAAUCAAAGAAACCAGUCAAUAAAGAUCUAGGAAUAACAAGAAAAUUCUCAACUACAAUUACGGACAAAAGAAAGAUACCACCACGUACAAGGAGGUCAACGGGCGAUUGGCUUGUGUACGAAACUUUCUUAGAGGAAAAAAAAGUCAGUAAAAUUGGACGAACAAAAAGAUCGAUAAAUUCCAGGAGAUACACUAAGGAAAAGCGAACAUCUCACAUAACCAACAUGGACUCUACCAUGCAAAACUCCUUUUUACUGGAUGGCGAGCCGGAUAUUAAGCGUUGGGUAUUUAUACCAGUUAAAAUUGUUCAUAGACGUCCGUCUGGCUUACUCUUUGGCACAAAAGUGAUAAAGAAUAAAAAUAUUGUAGAUGGUGUUGAUGUAUAUUCAUAUAACAAAAAUAUGAAUUAUACAGAUGAAGAGCAGCAAGCAGCAUAUUCUCAUAGUUUUACGUCCGGGUCAGGGGCAGACAAAGUAUAUGUUCAGGUUGACGGUAUGUCAUACAAUGGAAAGUAUGUAGAUUACACGAUAGUUGAUUCCAGACUCCCUGUAUCAGAAUCUGUUGCCUUCGUUGCUGUUAAAAAUCCAAAACUUAAUUCUAGCAUUUCAUUCAUAUCUGCUUACGACUCACAUGGUCGAAUUUGUCGCCCAUACUGUCAUUCGUACGGGUCAAAUUCAAACCAGUAUAGAACAUGUUCCGGGGUGGUUUACCUGACUGAAGAAAAACCUAAGUUGUAUGGUGAAGAUGUCGGAGAGGUAACACAACUACUCUAUCCGUCUGGGAAAGGGACGGUUUUUACCAGGAAUGAUAAAAAUAUAUUUCUCAGUUUCUACUGCGACUUCCAUGAAAUUCCAUGGGGAAAAUGUUAAUUAGUUCUUUUGUGAUGAACGCAUAGUUUACAUUGCAAAUAUAUGAUGUUCACAAAUACUUUGUUUUGGCGCUUGUUUUAUAGUUAUGAAAAACCGUACACAUACAAAGUUUACGUCUAAAAAAUAUAAUGAAAAAGUCAACAAAUAUUUCGGAUAACACAAAUCCUUCUUAGCAUAAACAGGAGACUAACCGGUGAAAAUCCUAAACAUCCUUCAAAUUUAAUACCAAUAUGAUGAAUAUCUUUAACCAAGACAAUAUUUCAAUAUGAAACAAUCUAUGGAAUAUAUAUACAAGAUAUGGAA
This is a messenger RNA of Mytilus californianus (California mussel), 2422 nucleotides long. Its product is annotated as tyrosinase-like protein. The record is from RefSeq and is a predicted model, not a curated record. The transcript is spliced from 6 exons. Gene Ontology annotation, molecular function: oxidoreductase activity. The coding region runs from base 50 to 2119 and encodes 689 amino acids. NCBI's taxonomy places the organism in Eukaryota, Metazoa, Mollusca, Bivalvia, Mytilida, Mytilidae.